AUGGUUUCGUUAUUCACAGUAUCUGCUCAAUUUUUCAUUCCGAAUCUAGAUAGUCAAGACAAUUUUACGUUAAUUAUUUAAAUAGUGUUAUGUGCCAUAUUUUAUAUAUUAAGAAGUACAAAAAUAAAUAAAAUACUAGCAUAAAUAUAAGAGUAAAUAUAAUUAAAUAACAUAAUAUAGAUUUUUUAAUUUGAAUGGUUCUUUAAAUGAUAUGGUUGGAUUAAUGAAAUUAUUAAUGGUAAUAAUAUUUAUAGCACAUAUUUGUGGUUGUAUUUGGCAUGGAAUUGCGCAUUAUGCAAGUAGUUAUUCAUGGCUUGAUGCUUAUAAUUUAAGAUAUAAAUCUAAUGCAACUAAAUACAAUUAUUCUAUUUAUUGGGCAACUAUGACAAUGACAACAGUAGGUUAUGGAGAUAUCACUGCUUAAAAUAAUACUGAAUUAUUGAUUAAUAAUAUCACUAUGUUUGUUGCUAGUAUUGUAUUUGCAUAUUCAGUUAACAGUAUUGGAAUAUUUGUAUCAAAUAUUUAUAAAGGUACUAUGGAAUAUAGUAGAUCAGUAACAUUGAUAAAUACAUUUAUGUCUAAAAAUAAGAUUCAAUUUGAUUUAUAGACUAGAAUUAGAAGCUAUUUAGAAUAUAUAUGGUAAGAAGAGUAAGAGAUGAAUGAUGAUGAAAUAGGUUCAAUUAUGAAAAAAUUAAGUAAACAUUUAUAAGAUGAAUUAUAAUACUAAUUAAGAGGGAAUAUAUUAAAAAAUAGUAAGGUAAUAGUGAGAUUAUUUUCUGAACAAUUUGUUAAGAUUUUAAUUUAAUCAAUGGAAGAAAUAUCAUAUUCUCCUGAAGAAAGAAUUAUCACUUGUAAUUAAAUUGAUGAUUGUUCUCUUUAUAUAAUUAGUAAAGGUGAAGUUGAAUUACUAUUUUCUGGUAAAAAUUAACUUGGUGAUAUGAUUAAAAGAAAUUCAAUAAAAUAUUUAUGUUAAGAUGAAUGUUUUGGCGAAGUUGCAUUCUUUACUGGAAAUGCCAGAACUGCAACUGCAAUAUCUAAAGGUUUUACAAAAGCAUUUAAAAUUAAAAGAGAAAAUUUUUUAGCCAUUUUAUAAUCAUUUCCAAAUGAUUAUGAGAAAUUCUGUGAUGUUAGAGAUCGAUUAGUAUAUAAUGAAUACUCUACAUUACAAUUAAAUUGUUAUAGUUGUAACAGUAAUAAACAUUUAUUAAAUUAAUGUCAUAUUUUACAUUAUUGUGCUGAUCAUGAGAAAAUCCUUAAGAAAGAACUUUACCCAGUUGAAUAAUAAAGAAAUACUAGAUUUUAUAGAUAGAUUAAUCAUAAAGAACCUUAAUCAUAAUCAAUGUAGAAGUAUUAUUCAAUAAGAGCUCAUGAUUUAAUGUAAGAUUUAAAAUAGUAAGAAAAAGGAGGAUAAGAUUUAGAUGAUGUAGAUUCACAUACUAUUCCUCUAAAUGAUACAUAUGAUGAUGAAGGUAUAUAUAUAUAUAUAAAUAUUUAUUAUUAUAGAUUAACAUUCAUCAAUCAAUUAAUAAAGAAGUCAAACAAGAACAUUAAGUAAAUUAAGUUAAAAAUAAACAUAAUAACAAGAUUUAGAUGAAGAUAGAAAUAAUUAAGGAUAUGCUAGACGACAAAGUUCUUAAAGAUAAACUAUUCAAACUGCUGGUUUUGGUGUAAAUAUUUCAAAAAACAAAGAAAGUAUAUAAUUAUUUUUAUAUUAGUAUUUUAAAAUGAUGAAUAAUUAAGUGAUUCAAACAAUUCUUCUGAAGAAAAAGACUAGGUUUUCAUUCUAAAAUAAAAAGCUAUAUCUAAGCCUAAUGAACAAAAUUAAAGAAAUUCACUAAAAAGAUAACUUUCUAGAACUGGAUCAAAUGAUGAUCAUUCAAAACCAGCUACAAAAAACUAAUCUUAUCCACCUAAACAUCAUUCUGACUUAGAAGUUAAAAUUUAGACAUAAAGAGAAUAAGGUAGAAAAAUUACUAAUAAAACUCAUAAUGAAGAUUAACCAACUAUUCUUGGUGAUAAUUUUACUCAAAAUAAUAAUAUUUCAGCACCUACUAUGUCAGUAUUAUUUUAUAAUUUUGAUAAAAUGGCCGUUUUUUAAUAUUAUUAACCUUUAAAUAAUUAUGAUUCUGUUAUUAGAAGGUAUUUUUAUUAUUUUAUCAUCAUUUUAAUAGAUAUGCCAGAGCUUAAAAAUACUUUGGAAAAAAAAGAUUAUAUCCUGAAACAUCUCUCUAUUCAUUCUAUUUUAUUGCUAUUAAAAAAGGGUGGAAAUUGAGAAAACUCGGCAAAAUUGUUCCAAAUGACAUUUCUAAACUUAUAAACAACACCAAAGUUUUAAAAAAAGUUGUUAAUAAAUUUAAAAAAGAAAAAAAGAAGGUUUUAGUUUAAAUUUAAUGA
Paramecium sonneborni is the source of this 2394-nucleotide messenger RNA. NCBI's taxonomy places the organism in Eukaryota, Ciliophora, Oligohymenophorea, Peniculida, Parameciidae. The record is from the annotation of a GenBank genome assembly.